Molecule: messenger RNA, 1322 nt
Organism: Homalodisca vitripennis (glassy-winged sharpshooter)
Lineage: Eukaryota; Metazoa; Arthropoda; Insecta; Hemiptera; Cicadellidae
Exons: 3
Coding region: 328-1218 (296 amino acids)
Biological process (GO): regulation of transcription by RNA polymerase II
Cellular component (GO): transcription regulator complex; nucleus
Molecular function (GO): DNA binding
Source: RefSeq, a predicted model, not a curated record
AAGGCUACGGCCACACUCACCGUUUUUGUCGCUGCGUCAGAAUCGCAACGAUAGGAGAAUCUCUGUUUAGAAUGGAGUUAAAUGGGAGCCGGCCACACUGGCCGUCCUGCGACGACGGCAGCGAUUCGAACGCAACAUGUAGCGUUUUUCGGUCGCUGCGACGAAAACGCAGCUUAUGUUAUCAAAUGAAGGUGGCCACACUCGCCGUUCCUGUCGCAACUUGUCCCUCCCCACUCUUCUUACUUCCUAUACCAUUUCAGUCACCUCACUCUAUUUGUGACCUCUUUGACAAGUGUCUUCUUUGUUGUAAUAAUUCUAUUAGUUAAAAUGUUUGACACCGAACUAUUUAUUAACGAGGUGAGCAUCCGUCCUCCACUUUGGGAUCUUAAAUUAAAGGACUACAGUAACCGUGAUUUAAAAUCUAAGCUAUGGAUUGAGGUGGCCAGGAUAGUGCUUUCGAACUGGGAGCAGAUGACUAAUGAGGAAAAAAAUAAAGAAGUAAAGGAAUUGCAAAAAAAAUGGAGAUCACUACGAGAUUGUUUUGCGAGGGAGAUGAAAAACUUGAAAUUACCUAGUGGUAGUAGCCAAAAGAAGAAGAAAAAGUAUGUGUACUUCGAUCAACUGCUGUUCCUCACUGCGAACAACACUGACAGGAGGACAACCACCAAUGUUCCUGAUGAGCAACCCGACAUUGGAAACGAAAAUGCGGCUACUGAAGAAAACAACGAAGAUUUGACUGAGGUAGUUGCUUCAGAACCAGCAACACCUAACCAAGUAGCGCCCAACCAAGCAGCGCCUAACCGUAUCAACAAAAAAUAUCGACAGACUCCCUUUGAAAUGGCCGUACUUAAACAUUUGACAAAUGCAAGCAAGCCAACGGAUGAAGAAGAAGAAGCUGAUAAGCACUUUCUACUAUCCUUUUUGCCUAUGUUAAAAAACCUUCCUGUUGACAAAAAAUUGUGGGUUCGGAUGAAAUUUACGGAAGUUAUGCAGCAAGCCUUGGCAGUAGAACGCUAUAACCCUCCCCCUGCAUUUUUUGCCCACUCAAGUCACCAGUGGCAGCAGCUACCAAACGUCCCUAAUCAUCCCCAAUAUAACUACCCUAAUUGGACGGAUGCUUCUCCAAGAGAGCGCCAGGCUAACAUUCAGUCCCCUACACCCUCUGAAUCGCUUAGUAACAAUAAUUCGGAUGUGUUUAGUGUUUUUGAAGAAUUGUAAUUGGACUGGACACCUUCAUUGCAAAAGUGUUAAUUAUUUUUACUGCAUUAUUUAAAUGUAAGAUUACAUAACCUCUUGCAUUACAAAUAUUACUUGUUUGAUUU